Colletotrichum graminicola M1.001 is the source of this 573-nucleotide messenger RNA. RefSeq lists its product as uncharacterized. The coding region runs from base 1 to 573 and encodes 190 amino acids. The record is from RefSeq and is a predicted model, not a curated record. The transcript has 2 exons. NCBI's taxonomy places the organism in Eukaryota, Fungi, Ascomycota, Sordariomycetes, Glomerellales, Glomerellaceae.
AUGGAUACCUCUCAGCUCCCAUUAGACGAGCAACUCACCCACCUCCGUAAAACCCUUUCCACAAAUGAAACGCUUGUCAAAGUCCUCACCCUCGCGCGGACCCUCGCGCGGACCCUCGAGCUCCCCAACUGGUACCUAGCCGGCGGCGCCGUCUCCCAGACGAUCUGGAACUCGGUCGCCGGCCUGGCCCCCGACACCGGCAUCUCCGACUACGACCUCGUCUACUUCGACGACUCGGAUCUCUCUUACAAGGCCGAGGACGCCGUGAUCCGCCGCGGCCGCGAGGUCUUUGCGGGGAUCCCUGUCGAGGUGGAGAUCCGGAACCAGGCGCGGGUGCACCUGUGGUACCCCACCAAGUUCGGCGUGCCGUGCCCCCAGCACAAGUCGGUCGAGGCAGGCAUCGACACGUGGAUCUCGACGAGCGCGAUGAUCGGGGUGAGGCUCGAGGAGGAUGGCCGGUGGAAGGUGUAUGCGCCGAUUGGGCUCUCGGAGUAUUACAGGAUGGUGACGCCUUUGUCGUUUACGAAGGAAACGAAGAGCGAUCCAGUUUUUGAUCAUCAAAGCCGUACUUGA